CCCGCCCCCCAACUCCCCUUCGCGCCAAAGAAACAAAAGAACCAUGACAUGUGUGUCAAACCCAUUAUCCUCUCCCGUGCCUCAUCUCCUCCCGUCCCAAUCCAAAGACUUGAGGAGAACGGUGAGGCCAAAUCUCCCCCAAACCCUUCUCUCUUCUCCUCCAUUCAUUGACAUGAAUCCGUCCAAAAACCUUAGCCUCAGAUCGAUGAUGGCGUUUUUGAGCCAUAAAUCUCUUCUCCGUCAUCGACUUCUGCCCGGUCUCCAAUCAUCAGUGCAGUCGCAGGCUUCUUUGCUUCUUUCCUCGCUGCUGCUACCAUGGCGGAUGGCUCCCAGGGCAAAGACCCCAACGCGCAGCUCCUCCAGGAGCUCGACGCGCUUAGCCACUCCCUCUACCAAUCGCACACCGCCCGCCGCACCGCCUCCCUUGUCCUGCCCCGCUCCUCCGCUCCUGCCCCUGGUACCGGCGCCGGCGGCGAUGGCGCAGCGGCAGAAAGCCGCCCCCGCUCCCGCCGCAUGUCCAUGUCUCCCUGGCGCUCCCGUCCGAAGACCCAGAACGAGCUGGAACAAGAUGAUUCCGAUGACGGCCGCCGCGGCCCUCCAUCGAAGCGACAGAGCCUGUCUGGCGUGACCACGACCGCUACCGAGACCUCCGACAAGAAGGGGAUAUGGAGCUGGAAGCCGAUGCGCGCCCUGUCCCACAUCGGGAUGCAGCGCCUGGGGUGCCUUUUCUCCGUGGAAGUCGUCGCCAUCCAGGGCCUCCCAGCCUCCAUGAACGGCCUUCGCCUCUCCGUUGUCGUCCGUAAGAAGGAGACUAAGGAAGGCGCUCUGCAGACCAUGCCGGCGAGGGUGCUACAGGGGUCCGCUGACUUCGAGGAGACGCUCUUCAUCCGGUGCCAUGUCUACUGCAGCGGCGGCGCCGGCACGGGGAAGCCGCUCAAGUUCGAGUCCCGGCCGUUCCUGAUCUCGAUCGUGGCCAUCGACGCCCCAGAGCUCGACUUUGGCAAGAACUCGGUGGAUCUGAGCCCGCUCGUCAAGGAGUCCAUGGAGAAGAGCCUCGAAGGGGCACGGGUCCGACAGUGGGAUUCGUCGUUCCCGCUCUCCGGUAAGGCCAAAGGGGGCGAGCUGGUCCUCAAGCUGAGCUUUCAGAUCAUGGAGGAUGGAGGCAUCGGCCUAUACAAGAAGGCAGAGGCAGGCGGCGGUUCCAGCAGCAGCACCACCGCGAAGGCGAGGGAGUCUUCCUUCUCCUCCGUUUUCAAGAAAUCCAAGUCUUCUUUCAGCGUCACGAGCCCAAAAAUCACGAGAUCGAAACCAUCUCUGACGCCGACGAAGGAAGCAUCUUCCGUCGACCUGAAGGAGAUCGACGACUUCAGUCUUGACGACCCAGCUCCUCCUCCUUCUUCAAGCCCUCCGCCGGUCCAGAAGCCCGAGCCGGAGCUGAAGGACGAUCUCGACCUCCCCGAAUUCGAAGUCGUCGAUAAGGGGAUCGAAAUUCAGCAUGCAGAGAAACAAGAACACCAAGAAGAAGAAGAAGAAGCGGAGUCCGUGGAGGUGGCAGCAGAGGCGACGUUGGCUCCGAGCGAAGUCGUGAAGGAGGUGGUGCACGACAGCGCGCAUCUCAGCCGGUUGACGGAGCUCGACGCGAUUGCGCAGCAGAUCAAGGCUCUCGAAUCGUUGAUGGUCGGAGACGUGCUGAAUCCCACAAAGGCAGCGCAAGAAGAUGAGACGCCGCGGUUGGAUGCCGAGGAAGACGCUGUGACGAGGGAGUUCCUUCAGAUGCUUGAGCUUGAAGACAAGACACCACCGAUAUUCGACAUAGGCGAUCAUCUUAGUGCAGCUGAAACAGGGGUGGCAGAAGGUAGAGAUGGCGACAAAGGCAUCUACAUCUCGGAUCUGGGAAAGGGUUUGGGCUCCGUCGUGCAGACGCGGGAUGGAGGCUACUUGUCUGCAACAAAUCCUUUCAACGUGGAAGUCGCAAGAAAAGAGACGCCAAAGCUCGCAAUGCAGAUCUCCAGGCCAUUCAUCCUGGGGGAACAGAGGCUCACAAGCGGGUUCGAGGUGUUUCAGAGGCUUGCAGCGAUCGGACCAGAAGAACUGGGUGCCAAGCUACAGUCUUUGACGUCCAUGGACGAGCUCAUGGGGAAGACGGCGGAGCAGAUAGCAUUCGAAGGCAUGGCGGCGGCGAUCAUCAGCGGGAGGAACAAGGAGGGAGCGAGCUCCAGCGCGGCCAGAACGGUGGCGCUCCUCAAAACCAUGGCCACGGCGCUGAGCGAAGGGAGGAAGGAGCGGAUCUUGACAGGCAUUUGGAACGUGGCGGAGGAGCCGGUUGCGGCGGAAGAGAUUCUGGCCUUCGCCUUGCAGAAGAUCGAAGCCAUGGCGGUGGAAGCUCUCAAGAUCCAGGCGGGGAUGGCCGAGGAAGAAGCUCUGUUCGACGUCUCCCCUCUUGCCACUAAGGCAGCAGACAAGCAUCCCCUGGACUCGGCAAUACCGCCCGAGGACUGGGAAGCCGCCUGCGCCGCGGCCAACUCCGUGACGCUGUUGGUGGUCAUCCAGCUGAGGGAUCCUCUGCGGCGAUACGAGACAGUAGGGGCCCCGCUGAUCGCCAUGAUUCAAGCGGCGAGAGCGGAGGGAGGCGGGAAAGAGGAGGAGGCCAAGUUUAAGGUGGCAAGCUUGCACGUCGGCGGGCUGAAGCUGCGGCCGGGGGGGCGGCGGGGCGUCUGGGACGGGGAGAAGCAGAGGCUGACGGCGAUGCAGUGGCUGGUGGCGUACGGGCUGGGGAAGGCGGGGAAGAAGAAGGCAGGGCAGGGGAAGGGGGGGCAGGACGCGCUGUGGAGCUUGUCGUCGCGAAUAAUGGCGGAUAUGUGGCUCAAACCGAUGCGAAAUCCCGACGUGAAGAUGGCCGAGCAAUAGGAGAUGAGGGCUUAGAUUGUGUUCGUUCUUUGCCUACGAGCGUGUGUUAGUAUGAGCGUGUGAAUCCAAUGCCUUUGUCUUACUAUGGAACAAUAACAACAAUAGCAUGUAUCAAUAAUAUAUGGGAAAUAUUCAGCAAUAAUUAGUAACGAGAA
Molecule: messenger RNA, 3062 nt
Organism: Musa acuminata AAA Group (dessert banana)
Lineage: Eukaryota; Viridiplantae; Streptophyta; Magnoliopsida; Zingiberales; Musaceae
Product: protein PLASTID MOVEMENT IMPAIRED 1
Exons: 1
Coding region: 316-2907 (863 amino acids)
Source: RefSeq, a predicted model, not a curated record